This is a messenger RNA of Punica granatum (pomegranate), 1883 nucleotides long. The record is from RefSeq and is a predicted model, not a curated record. Lineage: Eukaryota; Viridiplantae; Streptophyta; Magnoliopsida; Myrtales; Lythraceae.
GGGUAUUCUAGAUAAAAAUCACGAAACGAGUUAUGCUUGUAUUCCUGAGUACAUACUCGAUCAGCUUCUUGUUGGGAAUCGUCGGUUCUCGCUUAAGUCGUAUCAUUUUUCACUUGGGAAAUGGACGAAAUUUUUGCAGAUAUAAGCUUGACUUCUGAGCAUCAUAGACUCUUCCCAGGGAAGACAACAUGAAAGGGAAGCUCUUGUGAGAAAGCUCAGGUCAGCACUCUUAUCUGCCGAAGCAGUGCUGAAUAAUUCAGCUGACAGACAUAUCACGAACCCAGCUGUAACAGAGUGGCUGACUGAGCUAGAAGAGACAGUGGAUGAUGCUCGCGAUCUAUUGGAGGGGAUUGCCGAACCUGAGAGUGUGCCUAGAAAGUCCAGAAGUAGACCAUCAAGAGGCAAAACACUACAGAAUGUCCUCGACAGGCUAGAGUAUAUGGCAAGACAAAAGGAUGCCUUCAUUUUAAUUGAACUCGGAGAAGAUCCAUCACUUAAAGUAACAACUUCCCUGGUCUAGGAAUCUCAUGUAUACGGCCAAGAAGAUGAUGUAGAGGCAGUCGUAAGAAUGCUGCUGCGAGCAAGAGAUGAUGUAAGUUCUGACCUGAUGCAAGUGGUCACUGUCACGGGUGCCAGUGGGAUUGGAAAAACUACACUUUCUCAGCUCGUGUACAAUGAUUGUAGAGUAGAGAACCAUUUCAGUCUCAGGGUGUGGAUCUGUGUUACAAAUGGUACUACGGACAUAUACGAGGUAACAAGGACGGUAUUAGAAGCAGUCUCCACAGUGGCCUGUGAUAUUGAGGACCUGAAUCUGCUUCAGCUUAGAUUGGGAGAAGAGCUACGGGGCAAGAGAUUUCUACUCGUGCUAGAUGGUUGGAACAGGAACUGCUUUAACUGGGAUGUCCUGAGAGGUCCUUUCAGAUCAUGUAGGCGAGGAAGCAGAAUCGUUGUGACACCUUACAGCGAGAGCACAUUGCAAAUGGUAAAUUUGAUGUUAAUUUAUCAUCUGAACCCUCUGUCCAAUGAAAAUUGCUGUAAUCUCUUUGUUAGCUGUGCAUUUGCUAGUGAAACGGUAUGGCAGGUCCCCAGCUAUAGAAGCAAUAUUUAUAUCAGAGUUUGUGAAGAAAUGCAGAGGACUUCCUUUAGUUGCCAAACCCUCGGUAUUCUGCUUCGUUCUAAACUAAUCCUGUGAAAUGGGAUGAAUUUCUGACUGACUGAAUGUGGGAUUCAUCAGACGACAUGAAUGCAGUCCUGAUUGCGGUAAGUGUAAAUCAAGAGGAAAUUUGUGUUGUGCAUACUCUUUAUCAUAAUGUUGGUAAUAGGUUCCUCUUUUGGAUGAAUGGGGCAAACCGAUGGAGGAAACUAAAAGCAGAACAAAGAAGAGCUAAAGCAAAGCCACUAGCGCCCAAUGUUGUGAAAAGUGCAGACUGCCCAGUGGCUCGAAUGGGGAACCACCAGACAGCAAUGAAAAGAGCAUAUGCGGCUUUCAUUCCAAGAGAGGGAUGCUUCCCCUAUUCUUGGUGCUUUGGUUCAUCGGAUUUGUCAUCUUGAGUGCACAAGUUUUUAACGCUGUGAACGAUGCUUCCACAGUUAAAAUCCUGGGGAGGAUUCGCGAUCACCAAGCAAGGAUGCUGAAGGAUGAGUUCACGGGCAAUGCUAAUCAAAUCCAUUUCCUUGGGAUCCUUCUUAUGAGAUUGUUGUACUCCAAGAAUGAAUUCUAAGGAAAACAGGUCUGUUCCUUAUUUUCUUGGACCUCAAAAACAUGACUGCUUUGGUGAGAGACGAGUAUUUAUUUUCACUCAACGGCUUUUCUCUUACUUGUGCUUUUAGCAUCAAUUUUUUUUUUCUCGUUAUGUUAUGAGAGAGAAGUGUCACAAAUUACG